This is a messenger RNA of Protopolystoma xenopodis, 999 nucleotides long. The record is from the annotation of a GenBank genome assembly. Lineage: Eukaryota; Metazoa; Platyhelminthes; Monogenea; Polystomatidea; Polystomatidae.
CUUCGCGCUGAGGUAGAUCGUCUUAUAGACCUCACCAACGACUGGUUUUCUGCCCUUCCGGUUGGCCUCAGGAUCAUCGACACCAGGCAAACUCUUUCAACAGAAACAUCUAGAGUCUGGCAGCCUGGGGAUCUGGCUUGCCAAGAGGCGACUGCCGAGCUGAAUCUACUAAAUCCUGACAAUCGGGGCCGCGUCAGCCGACAUGAGAGCAUUAUUACCAUAGGUGACGAGGUCGGUCCCGUCCGAGGUGGUGUAUCAGCGCCUCCUUGGGGUGGUUAUCGCGAAGAUCGACGCAACAAGGUAGUACCCUACUCCUAUCUAGACUAUGGUCCUUUCGCUUCCUUCGGUCCCCGGGUCGACACCGGCGCCGCACACUGCACUCGGUCUGCCAGUGAUCUCUUGCUAGGUACUUCCUGGCUACCUGCACGAAUGAGAUAUCUCGAUGUAGCGCUUUCGCUUGGCUGGACAGACGCUUCAGGAAAUGGUCCAGAGUCUGAAAUGGAUGAAGCAGAUUCUGAAAUCCUUGAUCCAGUACGUAAGGCUGAAAACAAAUGGUUAAGAGAAAGGGCACGACGGCAGCAAUUGGCUAUUUCAGCUGCCUCAGCAGCGGGUGACCACGGCUUAGCAUUAGCCCUUUCCAACGCCUCUGUAGAGAGUGAGCUUGGCGUUGCAUUGGCGCGUGAGUUGGAUGAAACCAUACCUCUGGCUUGUGAAACCGUUCAUGAUGACUUUACUCUGUAUCUUGCCAAUGCAUUAACUCGCGAUCUCAUAAAGGAACAGCGCGAAACCGAAGCAAAGGCAACAGCAGAAGCAGCGAUGGUGAACCCAAACCUGACUUCCGCUAAUGAUGGAGACUCAAAUUAUUUAAAUGCUAUUAAACAUAAACAAGAAACAGAGGACCUGACUCUCUCUCAAAAAGAGAAGCAGGAUUGUAUACUCGUAAAUACGAAGGAGCAGCAGGAUCAGACUUUGGAGGCUGAAGCCCUGGUGCCUGUCUGA